AUGUGUAGCAGUGCAGCUAUGAUAGCGACGGUUCACCUUGUGCCAUAUUUAGUUAGCUUAUACCAUAGCGUCUGUUCAUUAUCUAUCUAUCUAUCUAUCUAUCUAUCUAUCUAUCUAUCUAUCUAUCUAUCUAUCUAUCUAUCUAUCUAUCGCAGUCUGUUCAUUAUCUAUCUAUCUAUCUAUCUAUCUAUCUAUCUAUCUAUCUAUCUAUCUAUCUAUCUAUCUACCCCAGUCUGUUCAUUAUCUAUCUAUCUAUCUAUCUAUCUAUCUAUCUAUCUAUUAAAAAGGUGCAAAAAUAAUGACGUAAUAAUGUCGUUUUUGACGUUAAAAAACACCAAAAACGACAUUAUUACGUCAUUAUUUUGCAUUCUAUCAUUCAUCUAUCUAUCUAUCUAUCACAAUUCAUUCGCAUCUAUCUAUCUAUCUAUCUAUCUAUCUAUCUAUCUAUCAUAA
Molecule: messenger RNA, 453 nt
Organism: Acanthosepion pharaonis
Lineage: Eukaryota; Metazoa; Mollusca; Cephalopoda; Sepiida; Sepiidae
Source: the annotation of a GenBank genome assembly